AAUACUGAUAAUGGGGGGGUACAAAUUCCAAAACAAAAACUAUUUUUGGAACUCUAUUACAUACUAUUGAAGUGGUAAAUUUAGUGAAUACUUUGCUUCUACAGUGUUAAUUUCCGACACAAGAUGGAUUCACUGGAGGGAUAUCUAUUAUUAAAGUAAGAUCUUAUAUGGAGGCGGGGGAUGGUAGCCUAUCGCGGACCGGAAGUGCUCUAGCAGGUACGCGAUACGAGAUUCUGGUUAGCUGUACGGGCCUCACAAAUCCGGAUACCUGCACAAAAAGCGACCCAAUAUGUGUGCUCUUCUACAAACACUUCGGACAGUGGCGCGAGGUGGGGCGGACGGAAGCCAUCAAGAAUACGCUAAACCCAAAGUUUGUUGGAUCCUUUGUUUUGGACUUCGACCCGAGCGUGCUGCAGAAUUUCAUGUUUUCUGUUUACGACAUUGAUCACAGGUCCCCGGAACUCCAUCAUCACGACUUUGUUGGCUCAGUGGAGCUGUCGUCCCUUGAUCUUGUCGAUCCGGAAGUGGGUAUCUGCACUCGCUGUAAAACACUCCGUGUACCAGGUAGCGCGCGAGGUCGCGGGCUUAUCAUAAUUACGUCUGAGCGCAUGCGCGAAUGUCGUGAUAAGGUGUCGCUCCAUGUCGGUGCACACAAACUGAACAAGAUAGGCAAGCUAUUAGGCAAAAAGCCUGACGUGUACCUUGAGAUAUCCCGCAGUAUCGACAAUGUGACGUUCCAUCCCAUCUACCGCACGGAGACGGACAAGAAGACACAACAUCCCAGAUGGCGUCCUUUCGAGAUUGGUUUACAACGUUUGUGUAAUGGAGAUUGGGAUCGUCAGCUCGAGCUUGCAGUCUGGCACCACAGUGGAACUGGUGAUUAUAAAAUGCUGGGCCGACGGGUAGCAACGCUAAGAGACCUUAACUCUAUACAACAGGAGGGCCAUUACAAAGAGCUACCUCUUGCGCCGAAGAAAGAAGGAAAACUAACAGACAGUAUUAAAAUCACAAAUAAAGGGUACCUGCGCUUCUUUCAAGUUAGGGUAGUUUGUGACUACUCGUUAUUGGAUUAUGUCACAGGAGGGAUGAAACUAACCCUUAACGUCGCCAUAGACUUUACGGCAUCGAACGGAACACCUGAACAGACGAGGAGUCUUCACGACGUCUCUGAAAAUAAGAAAACACCUUACAUGGAAGUUAUGGAGGCGUUAGGAGGAGUUAUUUGCCGUUACUGCACAGAAGAGAAAAUUGGUAUGCUUGGAUUUGGCGCCAAGAUGAAAAAGUCGUCUGUUAUUAAUCACUGUUUUCCACUUUCGAACGAGUGGAACAGGUUUCACGAAUAUGGAAUUGAGAAAGCCAUCAGCCGAUACAAGAAAGCUGUGAAGCAUAUACAAAUGUCGGGUCCAACUCGACUGAAGCCAGUGAUCUCCUUUGCUGAGUCUCUGGCGGUGCGUGAGCCCGCACAGGACAACCAGGUCUACCAUGUCCUCCUUGUCAUUACGGAUGGCAUUUUGAACGACAUAGAUGACGUCCUUAAACGCCUGAACUCCAUCAGUCACUUGCCCUUAACGAUUGUGUUUGCCGGGGUCGGUCCAGCAGACUUUACGCUCAUGGAAGGCUUCAGUCAAGAUAGCAUAGGUUUUGUUGGCUUAAAAGACAGAAUGAUGUCACUCAACCGCAAGCAUGCACAUUUCAUCUCUUUCUCACGGGAGAACGGACAAACCAUUGAUCUCGACCGACUGGCCCGUGAAACACUAGCAGUUAUUUCAUCGCAGAUUACAGAAUACAUGCGGCGGAAGGAUAUAAUACCAAACAAGCCAAGUUCAACCAGUUUACCAAGAUCUAAUUCUACUGCUUCGUUGAUAAAUACAUGCCAGAGCGAGGGUAGAGGACUUAGUAGAAAGUCGGCCUCUAGAACCAGCCUAAUAAGUCGGAACUCUAUGAGUUACGCCACGGAUCCCAAAUGCCCUACCUGUGGCUCGGUGCUUGACAAUAGUUGUUCGUAAGUUUCUAUACAAUCACCUGCAGUUGUUAUAUUAUAAAUGUGACUAUGCUGACACAGGUAUGGAAUAAUAUGCCUUUUAAAGUGGUAAUAAUACGUUUAAAUGUCUAAUGUAUAUGUAUCUUUACUCCUGGUAAUGAUAUAAAUUAAACAUUAUUUCCGUAUGUUGUGCUAAACAUUUAUUUUUUUGAUUUUCUAUUCAUGCAUAUCCAUGUUUAAUCAAAAAUGCCACAUAGCGCUAGUCUUACAUAUACUGCAUGUUAUGAUUGUAUUUUUUCGCUGGAUGGCAUAUGUUAUAAAUACUAAUAUUGUAUUGUAUUGUAACAUUAAAGUACAAUAAAAAACUAUAAAAACAGUUCAGCAACUAGUCACUAUGUAAUAAAAUAUACAAAUGAUAGCGUACAUUGAUUUUUGAUAGUUAUUUUGGAUAUUAUGUUAUUAUUAUAAGUUUUCACGAGAGCUUUUAUUAUAAAUAAUGUUUUUAAGGA
Messenger RNA from Mya arenaria, 2490 nucleotides. RefSeq names its product copine-8-like. Gene Ontology annotation, biological process: cellular response to calcium ion. NCBI's taxonomy places the organism in Eukaryota, Metazoa, Mollusca, Bivalvia, Myida, Myidae. The transcript is spliced from 17 exons. The record is from RefSeq and is a predicted model, not a curated record. Gene Ontology annotation, cellular component: plasma membrane. The coding region runs from base 168 to 2006 and encodes 612 amino acids. Gene Ontology annotation, molecular function: calcium-dependent phospholipid binding.